This is a messenger RNA of Vitis vinifera (wine grape), 2127 nucleotides long. RefSeq names its product probable sulfate transporter 3.5. Gene Ontology annotation, biological process: transmembrane transport. Bases 44 to 1957 code for a protein of 637 amino acids. Gene Ontology annotation, molecular function: secondary active sulfate transmembrane transporter activity. The record is from RefSeq and is a predicted model, not a curated record. Gene Ontology annotation, cellular component: membrane. The transcript is spliced from 11 exons. Lineage: Eukaryota; Viridiplantae; Streptophyta; Magnoliopsida; Vitales; Vitaceae.
AAUCCUCCAACUAAUCCACUCCGAUUUUCCUCAUCACAAAGCCAUGGAAAACUCUCGUGAAUCUGAAGUCACCGUGAAUUUCUCCGACCGUCGGAACUUUGCCACCGUCCUCAGAUCUGAUCUCAAGGAGACCUUCUUUGCCGAUGAUCCUUUCCAGGAGUUCCGGAAUGAACCGCCGAAGCGUCGAACCAUAAAAAUCUUCCAAUAUUGUGUUCCCAUGUUAGAAUGGCUACCCAAAUAUAAUUUCCAAUUCUUUAGAUAUGAUUUUCUGGCGGGGAUCACCAUCGCCAGCCUCGCCAUACCUCAGGGGAUCAGUUACGCUAAGCUCGCUGAGAUUCCUCCCAUCAUUGGCCUGUAUUCGAGUUUUAUCCCGCCUUUUGUGUACGCUGUGUUUGGGACCUCCAAGUAUCUUGCAGUGGGAACCAUAGCUGCGUCGUCCUUGCUUAUAGCUUCUACCAUUAAAGAAAAAGUGUCCCCGGAUGAGGAUCCAACAUUGUAUCUUAAUUUGGUCUUCACGACUGCGUUCUGCACUGGGAUCUUACAGACAAUCUUAGGUGUUCUAAGACUGGGGAUUUUGGUGGAUUUCUUAUCGCAUUCCACCAUCACCGGCUUCAUGGGAGGCACAGCAACCAUCAUCAGUCUCCAACAGCUCAAGGGUUUUCUUGGAUUGAAGCAAUUCACUACUAAAACUAAUGUCGUCUCCGUUCUGAAAGCCGUCUUCAAGUUUAGACACCAGUGGAGAUGGGAGAGUGCGCUAUUAGGCAUAAUCUUCCUUUCUUUCCUCCUCUUCACAGUACAACUGAGGAAGAAGAAACCACAGCUAUUUUGGGUGUCAGCAGUGGCUCCAAUGGUGACAGUGGUAAUCGGGUGCAUCAUUGCCUAUUUCGCUGACGGGGAUAAACAUGGAAUCCACACUGUUGGUCCUUUGAAGAAAGGAUUGAAUCCCAUUUCCAUCUACGAUUUGAACUUCAACUCUGCCUAUAUAAUGGCGCCCAUAAAAGCGGGCUUGCUUACAGGCAUCUUGGCUACAACCGAAGGGAUAGCAAUAGGAAGGAGCUUUGCCAUGAAGAGAAAUGAGCAAACUGAUGGAAACAAAGAGAUGAUAGCCUUUGGUCUGAUGAACCUUGUUGGAUCUUUCACUUCUUGUUAUUUGACUACUGGCCCAUUUUCAAAAACUGCUGUCAAUUUCAAUGCCGGGGCUAGGACACCAAUGGCCAAUGUAGUGAUGGCACUCUGUAUGAUGCUGAUUCUCCUCUUCUUGGCUCCUGUCUUUCGUUACACCCCUCAGGUAGCUCUCUCUGCCAUUAUCACCGUAGCCAUGCUUGGACUCAUCAAGUACGACGAGGUUUAUCAUCUCUACAAGGUCGACAAGUUUGAUUUCUGUAUUUGCAUGGCUGCAUUUUUGGGAGUCAUCUUCAUUACCAUGGAUAUGGGACUAAUGAUCUCAGUAUGCCUUUCAAUCGUCCGAGCACUUCUCUAUGUGGCUAGGCCUGCUACUUGCAAGCUCGGGAACAUUCCAAACUCAGCACUCUACCGCGACGUAGAGCAAUAUCCUGCUGCAAGCGGGGUCCCGGGCAUCAUAGUUCUUCAACUGGGUUCCCCAAUUUACUUUGCAAAUUGCAUUUACCUUAAAGAAAGGAUUAUGAGGUGGGUUAGGGAUGAACAAGGCAAUCCGAACUCCAAAACAGCAGAUAUUGAGCAUGUUUUACUAGAUUUGGGAGGAGUUACCACUAUUGACAUGACAGGCAUCGAAACCCUGGUUGAAAUCCGAAGAAACAUUUUAGCAAAAGGAAUUAAGAUGGGAAUAAUAAACCCCAGAAUCAAUGUGUUGGAGAAGAUGAUGCUUUCCAAAUUCGUGGACCUCAUAGGCAAGGAAUCUAUCUUCUUAUCAGUUGAAGAUGCAGUCAAGACAUGUCAAUUUUCACUCAAUCAAUCGCCUCAGAAGGGUGACUCUUAGGAUGACUGUGUUGCUGCAUUAGUUUAUGAUCUAGAAAUUUGUCAUUGUAGAUUGGACUCGUUCUCUAAUUUUGUGUUUAAAGAAGGAAGAAAUCGAUCUUCCAACCGCAGAGUCAGUUAUUGUGUUGUUCCAAUAAAGAAAAUCUAUUCAUUAGAUAUCUUAUUGCUGCA